AUGCCGCGGAAGAGCGCUGCAAAGGCCGAAGAGCCAUCUUCUGAAGACGUGUCGGCGCAUUCCGAUGUCGACAUGCAAGACCAGCAGGAGGAUAAGAUGAGCGGUUUCAAGAAGUUCGGAUACAAUCUAGAUACCCCAGACUACACAGACUCCGACACAAACACAAGGGGAAACAGUGUCGCAGGCGACAGCGCCCCCCCUGAUGGCAGAAAGCGACGCGCAGAAGAGAUGAACAUGCGCAAGUCCAUGUACGGCAAGAAGGCUGAGGGCCUAAGGGCAUCAAUGGAAGACGACACCAUUCGCCGCUUUCGAUACCUCCUUGGUCUCACUGACCUGUUCCGCCACUUCAUCGACACAAAUCCCAACCCGCGCAUCAAGGAGAUUCUCGCUGAGAUCGACCGUCAGGACGCCGAAGAGAGCAGCAAGUCAAAGGCCAACAAGAUUCGCAAAGGUGGCGCUGCUGCCGAGCGUCGGCGCAAGACUGAGCAAGAGGAAGACGCCGAGCUGGUGCGCGAGGAAAAGCAUGGCGGUCACAACGAGACGGUUUUCCGCGAGUCACCAGGCUACAUUCAGGGCGGUACAAUGCGCGACUACCAGAUUGCUGGUCUCAACUGGCUGAUUUCGUUGCACGAAAACGGUAUUUCAGGUAUCCUGGCUGAUGAGAUGGGUUUGGGAAAGACGCUUCAGACCAUUUCCUUCGUCGGCUAUCUCCGCUAUAUUGCCGGCAUCACUGGACCCCACCUGGUCGCAGUGCCCAAAUCGACCCUGGACAACUGGAAGCGCGAGUUUGCCAAAUGGUGUCCUGAAAUCAAUGUCUUGGUGCUACAGGGUAGCAAAGAUGAUCGUGCCGAACUCAUCAAGGACCGCCUCGUCCCCGAUGGCUUUGACGUGUGUAUCACAUCCUACGAAAUGAUCUUGCGCGAGAAGUCGCACUUGAAGAAGUUUGCGUGGGAGUACAUCAUCAUUGAUGAGGCGCAUCGUAUCAAGAAUGAGGAGUCGUCACUGGCACAGAUGGUUCGCAUGUUCAACUCGCGAAGCCGGUUGCUCAUCACCGGUACCCCUCUUCAGAACAACCUCCACGAACUUUGGGCUUUGCUCAAUUUCCUUCUCCCAGAUGUGUUUGGUGACUCAGCUGCCUUUGACGAUUGGUUUUCACAGCAGAAUGAGGACUCCGAUGCAGUUGUCCAACAGCUACACAAGGUUCUUCGACCCUUCUUGCUCCGCCGUGUCAAGGCCGAUGUCGAAAAGUCACUGCUGCCCAAGAAGGAAAUUAAUCUCUACGUGGGCAUGUCGGACAUGCAGGUCCAGUGGUACAAGAAGAUUCUUGAAAAGGACAUUGAUGCAGUCAAUGGCGGCGCUGGAAACAAGGAGUCCAAAACCCGCCUUCUCAACAUUGUCAUGCAACUGCGAAAGUGCUGCAACCACCCUUACCUGUUCGAAGGCGCCGAACCCGGUCCUCCAUACACUACCGACGAGCAUCUGGUUACCAACUCAGCCAAGAUGGUCAUGCUCGACAAGCUGCUGAAGCGUAUGAAGGCCCAAGGCAGUCGCGUGCUUAUCUUCUCCCAGAUGAGUCGUGUGUUGGAUAUCAUGGAAGAUUACUCCGUUAUGCGUGAUUACAAGUACUGCCGUAUCGAUGGUUCAACCGCACACGAGGACCGUAUCCAAGCGAUUGACGACUACAACAAGGAAGGCUCGGACAAAUUCCUGUUCCUCCUGACAACGCGCGCUGGUGGCCUGGGCAUCAACUUGACUACUGCCGACAUCGUCGUUCUCUUUGAUAGCGACUGGAACCCACAGGCCGAUCUUCAAGCCAUGGACCGCGCUCACCGUAUCGGCCAGACCAAGCAGGUAUAUGUGUUCCGAUUUGUCACCGAGAUGGCCAUUGAAGAAAAGGUGCUCGAGCGCGCGGCACAAAAACUACGUCUGGAUCAACUAGUCAUUCAGCAGGGUCGCACGCAACAGCCUGUGAAGAAUGCAGCAUCCAAAGACGAGCUCUUGACCAUGAUCCAACACGGCGCAGAGGCAGUAUUCCAGAGCAAGGGCCCUGUUGGAUCAGCUGCUAGCGGCGAACUCGGAGAUGAUGAAUUCGACGCGGUCAUGCGCCGUGGCGAGGAGAUGACCGAGAAGCUCAACAAGAGGUAUGAGGCCCUUGGUCUCGAUGACCUUCAAAAGUUCACAUCCGAUUCAACCUAUGAAUGGAAUGGCGAGACGUUCCAGCCCCGCAAGAAGGAAAUUGGAAUCUCCUGGAUUAACCCAUCAAAGCGUGAGCGCAAGGAACAAAACUAUGGUAUCGACUCGUACUACCGAAAAGCUCUUGUGACUGGCGGCCGAACAGAGAACAAGCAACCCAGGAUACCUCGCGCACCAAAGCAGAUUGUCAUUCAUGACUACCAGUUCUUCCCAGAACGCCUCGCAGAACUCCAAGACAAGGAAACAGCAUGGUAUCGGAAGGAGAACAAUCUCAAGGCGCCUCUUCCGGAGGGUUCCGAUGAGGACCUCGAGGCUCGCGAGGCUGACCAACAACUUGCACAACAAGAGAUUGACAACGCCGAGCCAUUGACAGAAGAGGAAAAGGCGGAGAAAGAGCGACUGAUUGAAAAGGGUUUCCCUGAGUGGAAUAAGCGUGACUUCCAGCAGUUCCUCAACGGUAGUGCCAAGUAUGGUCGUCAGAAUUACGAAGGUAUCUCGGAAGAAGUUGACGGCAAGACUGCUGAGGAAAUUGAAGCAUACGCCAAGGUAUUCUGGAAAAAGUACAAGACGCUGGACAACUGGCAGAAACACUUGGGUGUGAUUGAGGAGGGCGAGCAACGCGUACGACAAUCAGAGGAGAAGAAGCGGUUGAUCGCAAAGAAGGUUGGCAUGUACCGCAUGCCCCUCCAGCAGAUGCAGAUCAAGUACACGGUAUCGACGACGAACAAGAAGGUGUACACUGAAGAUGAAGACAAGUUCCUUGUAGUUAUGCUGCACAAGCAUGGUGUCGAGGGCGACUUUAUCUACGAGAAAAUCCGCGAUGAAAUCCGGGAGUCGCCAUUGUUCCGCUUCGAUUGGUUCUUCCUGAGUCGCACGCCACAGGAGAUUGGCCGUCGUUGUACUACGCUAAUCUCAGCCAUUGUGCGCGAGCUCGGUGACGGGGAUGCCAAGAAUAAGAAUGGCAAGCGGGGAUACGAGGAGGAGGAGACGGAGGAAGAGGAGGAAGAGCAACCAAAGAAGAAGACCAAGAACGGCGUCAAGAAUAAGCAACUGGACACUGUAAAGAGCAAGGCUUCUCCCGCCUCGGCAACGCCGUCUCGAGCAAGCAGUGUAGCGACAAAUGGAUCGGCGACCAAGGGAUCAGCAACCAAAGGAUCAGCAACCAAGGGUAAGGGCAAGGGGAAGGGCAAGAAGAAAUAA
Molecule: messenger RNA, 3393 nt
Organism: Bipolaris victoriae FI3
Lineage: Eukaryota; Fungi; Ascomycota; Dothideomycetes; Pleosporales; Pleosporaceae
Exons: 5
Coding region: 1-3393 (1130 amino acids)
Biological process (GO): nucleosome organization; regulation of transcription by RNA polymerase II
Cellular component (GO): nucleus; chromatin
Molecular function (GO): ATP binding; ATP hydrolysis activity; nucleosome binding
Source: RefSeq, a predicted model, not a curated record